This is a messenger RNA of Effrenium voratum, 999 nucleotides long. Lineage: Eukaryota; Dinophyceae; Suessiales; Symbiodiniaceae. The record is from the annotation of a GenBank genome assembly.
AUGGUCUUGGGCAGCUUGAUCAAAUCGUUUGCCGGAGAUAGUCAAGCAUUGUUUGAGGGGAAGCUACAGUCCUAUGCCAGAGCCAGCGCCAACAUGCAUGCGGUCGGCAAUAUGCCCGGCGGGGUGCAAGCUGUCGGCAAUAUGCCCGGCGGGGUGCAAAUUGCAAAUACACCCAAUGCAGUUUGCAUGCACAUGGCAAAUACGCCCAACGCCGUGCAUGUAGAGCCUGCCUUCCCGAACCUCUACAGCAAUGUCAACAUUGACGUGAAAUCCCGAUGCAACUUGGACGUCCGAUCGGAUGAAAUGGUCCUGGUUGUGGCGCUGCUUGCGAUUAUCGUGGGCCCCGCCUGGCAGAGGAUUCGCUACUGGAUGCCGGAUUUGUCAGUUGAUCGCCUUGGCGAGAUGACGACCGCCAUGGUCGGAGGGACCAAUGACACUACCGGGGGGGGGGAUGGCAUUGCAACCUGGAGCGCGAUUCUUGUGAUCGUUAUUUUCUUCUACAUUCGCACUGCCCGGAUGAGCAGAAGCAUUGAAGCCCUCAUGGAUUUGGUCUUGGAUCGCAAAGACAUCAUCGGGUGCGUUCGGUCAGAUCCGAGUAUCAAGAGUGACGACUGGGUCAAAUUACAGUUUGAGCAGGAGGUAUUGCAGUCUGGCCCGCAUUCCGUGUGGUGUAUGGAUGGUCGCCUCUACCUGCCACCAGGCUGCUAUAGGUUGAUUGGUGGCAGUGUCACAUUAUUGAACGGCCACAGGGCGGCUGCCUACGUGAAUGGCCACUGCAUUGCGGAAAGCAUCGGCAACCAUCAGCAGCAUCAGGUUUUGAGAACCCUGCCAUUGUGCGGCUCUUUCUUUCAGGUGGGCCAGGGUGGCGGCUUUCUCGACUUGCAGGUCAAGGGUGGCUUUCGAUCAGGUAUACUGAGUAGUCUGCCCCCAGGCCACCAGAUCAAUGGGCGUGAGAUACCUGUGGCUUUCAUCCACCUGGAGCAGCUCCUGAGGUUCUGA